Messenger RNA from Bipolaris sorokiniana ND90Pr, 603 nucleotides. RefSeq lists its product as uncharacterized. Lineage: Eukaryota; Fungi; Ascomycota; Dothideomycetes; Pleosporales; Pleosporaceae. The transcript has a single exon. The coding region runs from base 1 to 603 and encodes 200 amino acids. The record is from RefSeq and is a predicted model, not a curated record.
AUGCUCCUUACAAUAAAAACAACGCACCCUCGGGCAAAUGACCUGAUGUCCCUGCUCUGGAACUGGCACCUCCACAAGCGAGAAACAACACUCUUCCGCCGCCUCGGCAUGCACAGCCUAGAAAUCGCUGGGCUCUCAACCGCGAUGCUCAUCAUUCCUCUUAUCAUGCACCGUGUCGUCCAGGGUUUUGACGAAAUGUAUGACAUUCUGGGGCGGCGAGCAAAAUCACCGUACGCUCAGUUGUCUUGGGUAAAUAUCGCAUUUGCAUUUGUGAUGCUGGUCGGGUGGCAUCUGUGGCUAGGGAGGCUGACCUACUUGACGGUAUUGGAGAGCGAUGUAGAUGAAGAGAAGGACGACGGAAGGAAAGACGAGAUUACAGCUUUGUCUAGUUCGGCGGAGAGAAGCAAGAAUGGGUCAGGAAAGGGGGGAAUAUCUUGGAGUCGCAUACUAGGACGCAUCUUGAUACCUCUCCUACUUGUAACAUUGGGACUGCAUUUUGGGUAUCAAGUCUGCCGACAAUUAAUAGCAGACACAAGACCGCUUAUCACACGAAAUGAUGUCGACAUGCAGGAAGCAAUGGGACAGCUCUAUGGGCUAGUGUAA